CUGUUGUGGUGUGUGUGUGUGUUCAGUAACAGCAGCCGUCUGUUUACAGUCAUCAUGGCGUUCGCAGCGGCAGUCAAGCGUUGUGCAUCUUCUGUACUUUUCAACAGAACAUUAUCAUUGCCAGAGCUCAGACCCGCAUGCUCUUAUCACAAAAAGGUGGUGGACCACUAUGAAAACCCUCAAAAUGUUGGUUCCCUGGACAAGAAUGCCAAGAAUGUGGGCACUGGUCUGGUUGGUGCACCUGCAUGUGGGGAUGUGAUGAAAUUACAGAUUCAGGUGGAUGAGAAUGGAAAGAUAGUUGAUGCCCGAUUCAAAACAUUUGGGUGUGGAUCAGCCAUUGCCUCCAGCUCUCUGGCCACAGAAUGGGUGAAGGGGAAAUCGAUUGAUGAAGCACUUAAAAUAAAAAACACAGAGAUUGCCAAAGAACUUUGUCUUCCACCAGUCAAACUACAUUGCUCUAUGCUUGCAGAGGAUGCAAUCAAGGCUGCGUUAGCAGACUACAGACUUAAACAGAAGGAUGAAAAGGAGAUGCUUGCAGAAGCUAGAAAUUAAUGUCCUCAUUUACAGAUGAGUCACUAACCAGGUUUACACGCAACCAAAUAAUCAGUUUAGAAUCCGACUGAUAGCUCAAUCGGACUGAAAAGCCUUCAUAUUAACACAAAAAUUAUCCGAUUGAGCUGGAUCCCCAUGAAAUUUCCAUCCGAGUGAAAGGAGUUUUGUAGACUAAAAAUAUUAGCCAUGUAAAUAUUUGAAUCCGACUGGUUUAUCAGUCAUAUUCUAAAAUACCUUGCGAUCAUGUGCAGAGAUGUGGUGUGUAUGUAUGUUUAUACAUGAUACUCUUUGCAGGAACCUAAUUUAUUCAAAGCAAUGACAAAACACAUUAUUAAGGGUAUGCAGGCUCACACUGAAUAUUCUGCAGGGGACAUAUGUUCUUUCAUUACAUCACAUAAAGCAAAAAAGAAUGUGUCAUUCCUAAUAGGUACUUGAAGCAGCAGGUGCGGUUACAGCAUUCUGUUCUCCAUGGCAUGUAUGUGACUUCACUCACAUCCUGACAUCGAAACCGUAAUUUCUAUAGCAUUUCUUCUUUGACAUAGUGAUUGUUGAUCAUACGUGACAGAUUAGGUGAGUAAAUGUUAGAUUGUUUUACAAGAGAUGAUGCAAAGUGAACACAGUAAAUAGCCUAAACAGCCUCCUCAAAAUGUGUUAAAUUACACACGGUUAUACAGUUGAAGUCAGAAGUUUACAUACACCUUUGGCAAAUGCAUUUAAAAACGUUUUGCACAAUUCCUGACAUUUAAUUGUUGAAAACAUUCCCUGUCUUAGGUCAGUUAGGAUUAUUAUUUUAAGAAUGUGAAAUGUCAGAAUAAUAGUAGAGAGUGAUUUUUAUUUUAGCUUUUAUUUCACAUUCACAUUCCCUGUAGGUCAGAAGUUUACAUAUACUUUGUUAGUAUUUGGUAGCAUUACCUUUAAAUUGUUUAAAUUGGGUCAAACGUUUUGGGUAGCCUUCCACAAGCUUCUCACAAUAAGUUGCUGGAAUUUAGGCCCAUUCCUCCAGACAGAACUGGUGUAACUGGGUCAGGUUUUUUGGCCUCCUUGCCCGCACACGCUUUUUCAAUUCUGCAAACAAAUUUCCUAUCGGAUUGAGGUCAGGCUUUGCGAUGACCACUCCAGUACCUUGACUUUGUUGUCCUUGAGCUAUUUUGCCACAACUUUGGAAGUAUUUUGUGAAGUGCACCAGUCCCUCCUGCAGCAAAGCACCCCCACAACAUGAUGCUGCCACCCCCAUGCUUCAUGGUUGGGAUGGUGUGCUUCAGCUUGCAAGCCUCUCCCUUUUUCCUCCAAACAACAAUGGUCAUUAUGGCCAAACAGUAACAUUUUAGUUUCAUCAGACCAGAGGACAUUUUUUUCAAAAAGUAAUAUAUUUUUCUCCAUGUGCACUUGCAAACUGUAGUCUGGCUUUUUUAUGGUGGUUAUGGAGCAAUGCUUCUUCCUUGCUGAGCAGCCUUUCAGGUUAUGUCGAUAUACGAGUCGUUUUUCUGUGGAUAUAGAUACUUCUGUUUCCUCCAGCAUCUUCACAAGGUCCUUUGCUGUUGUUCUUAGAUUGAUUUGCACUUUUCGCACCAAACUAUAUUAAUUUCUAGAAGACAGAAUGCAUCUCUUUCCUGAGCGGUAUGACGGCCGCAAUGUACAUUUACAGGCACACAAAUUUUUCAUUUGCUGAGUACCAUAAGAAAGCUUUCCUGGCGUAUUUUAUUUGGAUAUCUCAACAAAGCAAAAACGGCAAUUGAGGACUUUGGUGCCUUUGCUUCAGAAUGCAACAAAUGACACUCUUUGCAUGUAAACAAAUAUUUGUAGCAGAUUGCAAAGUUUAGGGGGCAUAUAAACUGUAUAUUCAGAAUCGGAUAACAUUUAUUCAGAUUGACGAAAAUUACUGCUUGUAAACAUAGCCACUGUCAUUAUGACUCAGAAACAUGGCGUACUUAAUUGACUUACUGAGGCUUUAACAUACAUAAAAACAUUUGUACAUAAAAGCCAUUAUGAAUAAAUAAUUUCUACUAAUUCAUUGCCUUAGGAUUGUCGGUUUGAAGUGUUUUGUAUUGACAGACUGAAGAUCUUUUGAAUAAAGUUCCCCCCCCCCCACACUGUAUCUCUGAAUCAUGCACAUGAAAAUAAACUAAUUCCUGAAGAUCAGGAAGGAAUGUUCUUUGUUAAAUGCAUGUUAACACAAUACUUGUAAAUUUGUUAUACUAACUGCAGUGUAUCAGGGGGCUCAUUGUGGUUUCCAUUGUAGAUUCCAUGAUACGAAUGCCUGUAUUUUGGUGCUGUAUUAUUAUAAUUUUUUUUUUUAAACAUUUUUGAACAAAACACAAAUUAACAAGACAUAGCAGCUUAUACAAGUAAGGGACCAGUGAAAUACAUAUAUGUAUACAUAAACACAAAAAACAAACAAACUUAAUUAUAGGUGUAUAGAUAUAGUUUAAGGGCUAGGUUAAUUUAAUGUCAUAUAAUAGUAAUCCAUCCAUCCAUCCAUCGUCAACCGCUUAUCCUGUGUACAGGGUCGCGGGGGGCUGGAGCCUAUCCCAGCUAACAUUGGGCGAAAGGCGGGGGACACCCUGGACAGGUCGCCAGUCCAUCGCAGAUAAUAGUAAUCAUUAUUAUUAAUUACAUUUUUUCUGGUGAUGUUGGUGAGAGAGAGAAAAAGAAAGAUAUAGAUUUUUAGAUAGAUAUAGAACAGUCAGUUAUAAUAAUAAUAUUAAUAGUUUUAGUAGUAGUAUAAUACUAGUAAUAAUAACAAUAAUAUUAGUGGUAGCAGUAAUAAUAAUAAAAACAAUAAUACCAGUAGUAGUAGUAGUGCUAGCAAUAAUAUCAUCUCAGCUUUAUGAAAUUUUAGACUAGUCAAUAAAAUGAUUGCCGAUAUACGAAACUCUCUUGGUCUGGGAGCUGCUCCAUCACCGCCGGCGGGCACAUCUAACAGACCCGCCCGACACAGACCCCAACUCUAAUCCCCCCCGCCCCCGGCAGGUUAAGCCUCUGUGCGCCGCUAUGUCUUCCUCCACAAAGGAUACUGGGCACCACAACAGGCACCUCCAAAUCAAGCUUACCUGGUCUGGUUGUGACCCUGCAGAUGACCAGAAAUCAUUGUUUGGUUGACCUUUUUUGGUUUACAAUCUUUUGCUGGAAUUGUGGUGUGCACCAGUUAUGCUGUAUUAUUUUUUGCAAGUACAUAAUAAAACCAUUAAUAUUCAUGUUGCA
Molecule: messenger RNA, 3753 nt
Organism: Xyrauchen texanus (razorback sucker)
Lineage: Eukaryota; Metazoa; Chordata; Actinopteri; Cypriniformes; Catostomidae
Product: iron-sulfur cluster assembly scaffold protein IscU-like
Exons: 5
Coding region: 55-552 (165 amino acids)
Biological process (GO): iron-sulfur cluster assembly; intracellular iron ion homeostasis
Cellular component (GO): mitochondrial matrix; cytoplasm
Molecular function (GO): ferrous iron binding; 2 iron, 2 sulfur cluster binding
Source: RefSeq, a predicted model, not a curated record